Molecule: messenger RNA, 3233 nt
Organism: Malurus melanocephalus (red-backed fairy wren)
Lineage: Eukaryota; Metazoa; Chordata; Aves; Passeriformes; Maluridae
Product: haloacid dehalogenase-like hydrolase domain-containing 5
Exons: 8
Coding region: 1-1374 (457 amino acids)
Biological process (GO): glycerophospholipid biosynthetic process
Cellular component (GO): mitochondrion
Source: RefSeq, a predicted model, not a curated record
AUGUUAGUAACUCGAGCAAAUGAAAAUGCACAGAGUUMAAGAUCCCUUGCUCUCAUUGGGAGGUGUCUGUUCUCAGGAGGCUGUAGCUGCUGURAACUCCAUCCAAUACGUGGAAGUASAGGCAUAAGUAAUGUAUCCUUUGAUUCCAUCCACUCCUUACAGCUCAGCGUGUUGCCAUCCUUUGGAUUUCUCUUUGACAUUGAUGGGGUGCUGGUCCGAGGAAAGACCCCCAUUCCUGCUGCCAAAAGAGCCUUUCAGAAGCUGGUGAAUUCUCAGGGACAGUUCCUGGUGCCCGUGGUCUUUGUCACCAAUGCAGGGAACUGCCUGCGCCAGAAAAAGGCUGACCAGCUGUCUCACCUGCUGGGAGUUCCAAUCUCACAAGAUCAAGUGAUGAUGUCACACAGUCCUCUGCGGAUGUUCAAGCGUUACCAUGAAAAAUGUGUUCUGGUAUCUGGACAAGGACCACUUCUUGAUAUUGCUCAAGACCUUGGUUUCUGCCAGCCCAUCACCAUCGACACCCUGCGGGAGAAGCGCCCGCUGCUCGAUGCCGUUGACCAUGACAGGAGACCCAACAUCCUGUCCCCCUCGGCUGUGGAGCUUCCCAAGAUUGAGGCUGUGGUGUUGUUUGGGGAGCCAGUCAGAUGGGAAACCAGCCUGCAGCUGAUAAUAGAUGUUUUGCUGACAAGUGGCUAUCCUGGAAAKCCCUAUGGCCAGGAAAACUACCCUCACAUUCCUGUGCUUGCUUGUAACAUGGAUCUGAUGUGGGUGGCUGAGGCACAGUCCCCAAGGUUUGGGCACGGAACAUUCAUGGUUUGUUUGGAAAACAUUUACAAGAAGAUCACUGGCAAAGAGCUGAAGUACGAGGCGCUGAUGGGCAAGCCCAGCAGGCUGACCUAUCAGUAUGCAGAGCACCUGAUCCGAGCCCAGGCACUGCAGAGGAGCUGGGAGCAGCCCAUCCUCACCCUCUAUGCUGUGGGGGACAAUCUCAUGACUGAUGUCUAUGGUGCUAACCUGUACAACCGCUACCUUGAGAAGAACUCCAGGCAAGGUUCCAAACCCCGCAUCCAGGCCAAAGUYUCUGGUGGCAGAGGCCCUGCUGUGCUCUCUCAGGGUGACGAGAUAGGGCUCAGCUGGGAGAACGAGCUGGCAUCUGCAGCUGCUGCCCACUGUAAGUCUGUCCUGGUUUGUACUGGGGUGUACGACCCCCACACCGAGCUGCCCUUGGACACCAGGGACAGCAUAACUGAAACCGUGUUCCACGGCCACAGAGAUUUUAGGUUUGACCCUGGUUUGGUGGAACCAGACCAUAUUGUGCCAGAUGUUGAUGCUGCUGUAGACCUGGUCUUCCAGCUGGAGAACUUUGCACCUAAUUGAGAUGACAGGAUUUUUUAAGGACCACUCAGUGCUGUGCUUUUCUUCCCAAAAGCACACUGUGCUUUACAAUAGUGCCACGAACUGCUGCCUUCUACAUUUUUUUAACUUCUAAAUUAAUGCAAUCUUCUAUUAACUAUGCUUAUUGGUAGUAUAUGUAGGAAUAUUAGCGUGUUUAAGUCUAUUAAACAUCAAUAAUGCUUUUUAUAGUUCUUCUAAAUAUGUAAUUUCUGUAUUUAGUUGCCCUUCAUUGUCUUCUCUUGGUAUUUCAACAGCAAUAUUUCAUAGUAGUCUAUCCAUGUACUGGUACUUAGAUCCCUCCAUGACAGUACCUCCUUUUGUCUGCUGGAAUAUUUAGAUUUUAGGUGUUGGGGAUCUUGAGGGURUCAAAUUGUGGUGCUGGGGUCACUCAGUCUGUUCCAAAUGGGCUGGUACAGAGCACAACAUGUGUUAGUGCUUGACAUUCUGCAAGUACUGAAUGCUCUCUUCAAUUAGAGUGCAGUUCAAUCUGUUCCCCUUUGGACUUGCUCUCAUAUAACCUGCUGCUGCCUUUCUUUGUGUUUGUUUUCCCUUGUCCCUGGAGUUUUAUUGCUCCUCUCUGCUGUGACGUGGGAAGUCUKAACAGAAAUGCCCCUGUGGGGUGGGCAAGGCUGAGUUGUUCCAGCCAUGCUGAGCACAGUCCUGGAAGGAAAGCAGCAGACCUUGGGUGCCUUCUGUGGCCUUUUGCUCUUUGCCUUUCUAGCUGCACCUUUUUUUUUUUCCUUUGAGGAAUUUAGAAUCUUAGAAAGCUUUAGCAAGCUUGUUUCAGGUGUUUCUGUGAGUUGGACUUUACCACUGAAUCAGUGACUACUGCUCGGCCAAAAAGUGCCUCCUAAUUUACUUGAAGCCUCAUACCACUGUGGUAAUUAACUGGCCUUUAGUGUAAUAUAUUUAAUCUCAUGUCAAUGUURUACGUUGCUUGGUUCAUGGAUUUUGUAACUGUUCAUUUUAGAAGAAAAAAAAAAGUAAUUUAUUUUUUGUUAUUUUUGUAAAAUACUUCUAAAUGUUUUCAUCCAAAASAUGUAUUUGAAAAUAUUUCUGUGGUAAUUUGUGAUAACACGGUAUAUGUUGUACUUGUGACACAAGCUUGGAAAAGUAACCCAAUUUAUUGUUUUAAAACCAAAGUCAACUUACACACAAAGAUCAAUUCACAUCAGGGGCUAGUCAGGUUUUUAGGGCUGGGUUUUGUUUAGGCUUUUUUUCCCAUUAGAAAUUGCACAAAGGAAAACCUGUGUGUUCAGUUUUGCCAGGUUCUUGCAGGGCUGGCAGCACACUGGCUGAAAGCACUGACAGCCAUGGUGGCACUGAGUGCAAUGACUUCCUGGCCAAAUCCUUCACUGCUCGCUAUCCCAACAGCAACAUCUGAAAGCUCACAGCUGCUAUGAAGUCAGAUUUUGUUGAUGUGUUUGCUCUGUUUGCAAAGCACUGUGAUCCCCCUCUGCACUGGCAGGGUUGUUGAUUCAUCUCUGGUAAUGUUUCCUAAGUAGCUUUCAGCAUGUCUCGCUGGAUCCAGUUUAAGGACACUGCUCUCAACAGUUUAUUUCCUGUUUCCUCACUGGAAAAGUAUUUACAGCAGCACAUUCUUGCCUUUUUAUUGGUACAAUAAACAGAUAUUUACCUAUUUCUUUAGCACUUUUCUGUAAUAUACCAAGUAUUUGCAAAGAAGGCCAAAUGUAAGUAAAGACUGUAAUUUUGUAUGGUCAGGAUGAUUUGAAGUCACGUUGUUUCAGUACUAAAGCAUGUUGCAGACCUCUCUAACUUUACCAGAAUCGGUGAAGCAAAGAAUAAAAAUGUUGGAAGUUGAUGAAGAACAGAAAAUGUGC